Molecule: messenger RNA, 1548 nt
Organism: Owenia fusiformis
Lineage: Eukaryota; Metazoa; Annelida; Polychaeta; Sabellida; Oweniidae
Source: the annotation of a GenBank genome assembly
AGCAAAAUGGAAAAUCAAAACUUUGACAGCUAGUGCACUGAUGUAUAUGGAUGUAAUAUACAAUACGAUUUUCUCGUGAUGGUAUCGGAAAUACGAUAAAAUAAGCAGAAACUCACCUUUUUCACAAGUCCAGCCAUGGUGACCUUGAGCUGUUUCCGGUUACACCAAACGAAAAAGAAUCAUUGAAGAUGGCAACUAAUUUUCACUUCACCAAGGAACCUCCCCCUGAAUCUAUGUUUUCAGAUGUUCAAGCGUUGAAUAAGUUUCAGGAUGAGCAAUUUAGUCAGCUGGUCAAUAUUGUCAUUGCCUUCCUCAUAGAGCCAAACAAGUCUGCCAGGUUACUUAGUCAGUUGGAUGAGUUUGCUGAGCAGCAUGGUGUUGGGGCUUCCCCAUUGAAGAAUGUUAUAAAGAGUCUGCUAACAGUUCCUAAUAGUGCUCUGAAGAAACAUUUGACAGCAGAACAGUUGAAGGAAGAUCUCAUACAACUUGGACUCUCAGAUGAAAAGGGAAAUUAUUUUGCUAAUCAGUGGCAAGCCAAUAUGGGGGCAUUAUCUAAGAGUGCACUUGGCCAGACCCUUAUGGUCAACCAAUUGGUUGAUAUGGAGUGGAAGUUUGGAGUUACUGCAGCGAGCUCAGAAGUGAACAAAGUUGGAAACACUUUCCUUCAACUGAAGUUGGUAAUCAACAAAGGGAACAAAACAGAGAAUCAAUAUAUGGAGUUGACACUACCACAGUUUUACUCAUUCCUACAUGAAAUGGAGAAAGCAAAAGCAAGUUUAGAAUAUCUAAGCUAGCACCAACUCAUAUUUUUUAUUAGGACCUAUAUUAAAGACUCACCUCAAAUCAUGAAGCUGUGUGGUUGAAACAAAGUGAAACAAAAUUCCCUGCACAUAUAAACUACAGAUUAAUUGGGGAAUUAUUAGGCUACUAUACAAGUUAGAUUGAUUAAGUAUCCAAAAGGCCUUUUUGCAGCACACCAACAGCUAUAUUAGGCAGUUGACUGAGCCACAUAAGCAGGAGUAAACAAUUUGAUGGAAACAGACUCCAAUAAGUACAAUUACAUUUCUAGCUGAAUUAUGUACAUGAUAAAUGUACAUAAUAAUAUUAGACUUGAAUAAUGGGAAGAAUUUGUAUUUUGGCACACCAUGUACUACAUUUACAUUAUUACGCUUUACGUUAUUUAAGCUGGUCCAAAAUAUGAAUUUGUGAAAUAGGAACUAUUUUUCUUUCAAUUUAUUGAUUAAAUAAAUAGAUAAAGAUGUACAUAUGCUUCAGGUGAUUUAGAAUAAAUUGAAUAGCAAUGUAGUAAUAUGAUGUAGUAAUAUAAUAAAGUAAUACAAUGUGUUAUGACAUUGUAAUUAAUACAAUGUGGUAAUACAAAUGAUCCUAGAUGCCAAGUGUUUGUUUGAUAUACUAAAUAGUAACUAUAGCAGUUUAACUAACAAAUGAUUUUAUACUUAUUAAUUUCAAAUCUAACUAAUUAUAAAAUAAUUUGUAUGGAAAUCCCAUGGCAUAUAUCAUGUACAUAAUAAUAAUAUAUUUAUAUUA